UAUGUGUCAAAAAAUAGUAAGGUUUUAAAAGGGCGCCACGUACAAGGUGAUAUUUGUUAUUAUUGCGAGAUAACAAGAAACAAUUAAUUCGCAAAAUGUGUGGUUCCGAUAAAAAAUUAGGAGAAAUACGUGCUUUAAUAUUGGUUGGCGGUUAUGGGACUCGCUUGAGACCACUGACACUGAGCAGGCCAAAGCCACUUGUAGAGUUUGCAAACAAACCAAUUUUGAUGCAUCAAAUAGAAGCUCUUGUUGAAGCCGGUGUAACACAAGUGAUAUUAGCAGUGUCAUACAGAGCAGAUGAUAUGGAAAAAGAAUUAACUGAACAAGUGUCCAAACUCGGUGUCUCUUUAACAUUUUCUCAUGAAACUGAACCAUUGGGUACCGCUGGACCUCUUGCACUAGCUAGGGACUUGCUUGCUACAAGUCCGGAACCAUUUUUUGUGUUGAAUUCUGAUGUUAUAUGUGAUUUCCCAUUUAAGGAAUUGGCUAAAUAUCACAGGAGUCAUGGCAAAGAAGGUACCAUUGUUGUUACCAAAGUAGAGGAGCCAAGCAAAUAUGGUGUUGUUGUUUACAAAGAGGAUGGUCAAAUUGAAAGUUUUAUUGAGAAGCCAAAGGAAUUUAUUUCAAAUAAAAUUAAUGCUGGUAUGUAUAUACUAAAUCCAUCUGUACUGAGUCGUAUUGAAUUAAGACCGAUGUCAAUAGAAAAGGAAGUGUUCCCGUUUAUGGCACAAGAUGGUCAGUUGUAUGCAAUGGAGUUGCAAGGUUUCUGGAUGGAUGUUGGACAGCCUAAAGACUUUUUAACAGGGAUGUGUUUAUAUUUGAACAGUCUAAGGCAAAAGAACUCGGAUAAGUUGCACAAUGGUGCGGGAGUGGUUGGCAAUGUGCUGAUAGACCCGACAGCAACCAUCGGGAAAGGAUGUAGGAUCGGACCUAAUGUUACCAUUGGACCAGAUGUAGUUAUUGAAGAUGGUGCGUGUAUAAAACGCAGUACUAUCCUGCGAGGGGCGUGUGUUCGCCAGCACGCGUGGUUGGACGGUUGUAUUGUGGGCUGGAGGUCGGUAGUCGGCCGCUGGGUACGUAUGGAGAACUGCACCGUGCUGGGAGAGGAUGUCAUAGUUAAAGAUGAACUCUAUAUUAACGGAGGUCAGGUGUUACCGCACAAGUCUAUAGCACUCUCAGUGCCGGAGCCACAGAUUAUUAUGUAACUUUGUAUGUACAAUUUGAUUUUAUAUGCUUUAGUAUAUGGCAGUAAGGGCUUGUAGAUUUUGUAAACAUAGGUAACGUUUUUUAUGUUUUUUAGUUUGUCUUUGAUUUUUUUGUAUUUUAUUAGAUUGAAUUACUAUUAAUAAUUAAAAAUAGUAAUAUUUAAAAAAAUCUAUGACAUUUUCUUUAUGUCUUCAAGUGAUAUUUUGUCUUGCAAAUUAAAAAAAAAAGAUGUUAUUAAUUGAAAAAUAGUAUAGUGCCAGUUGUUUACAAAAUUUAUAAGUUCUUUUGAAACGGACUAUAACUAAAUACAUAUUUGAUACUUUCCAUACAUUAGUACAAGUAUUAAAAUAAGUGUAAUUAAUAUAACCUUUUGAAUGGACAUUGAAAUUUACGAUUUUAAUACUUUUGUACAUUUUGAUAAAGUUUAUUUUUUAUUUAAGAACAUUGCAGAGAAAACAAUAUAAUCCAAUCUUACCUUAUGUUUGUAUCAGAACAGGUAUAAAUAUUUCUGCAGUGGAUACUUAUCUAGGUAUAAGUGUUUUCAAAUAUCUUAACAGGUCAAGUUGUGCUUGCGAAAUACACACUCCAUAUCGCACUUUUAUUCAUAAAAAAAAUUAACUCAAAAAAAUUUUUUUUUGGGAAAUCGCGUAUUGAAGUUCGAAAUGUUUACAGGAGAUUUAAGAUAAAAGAGAAAGACGUCGUAUCUCUUUUAUUUUCAUUCUAUUGUGACUCGAGUUGUAUAAUAAUAAUAAUAUUUUUUUUUAGAUUAAAAAAAUCAUCUAUGACAAUUAAAACUAAGUACACAAAAGUUAAAUAUAUGACAAAAAAAGGACAGUAAGCCCAACAUAAGUAAGCGUUGCAAUGCAGAACAGAUAGAGCCUUUGCUCAGCUAUAUGUUAACUACCCCUGGGGUAAUCUUACUAAUAUUAUAAAUGCGAAAGUUUAGAUGGAUGGAUGGAUGUUUGUUAGAGUUUGUAGCCUAAACGGCUGAAG
Messenger RNA from Papilio polytes (common Mormon), 2199 nucleotides. It is a transcript of the gene Gmppb, whose product is annotated as mannose-1-phosphate guanyltransferase beta. The coding region runs from base 96 to 1205 and encodes 369 amino acids. Gene Ontology annotation, molecular function: GTP binding; mannose-1-phosphate guanylyltransferase (GTP) activity. The transcript is spliced from 6 exons. The record is from RefSeq and is a predicted model, not a curated record. NCBI's taxonomy places the organism in Eukaryota, Metazoa, Arthropoda, Insecta, Lepidoptera, Papilionidae. Gene Ontology annotation, cellular component: cytoplasm. Gene Ontology annotation, biological process: cell wall mannoprotein biosynthetic process; GDP-mannose biosynthetic process.